Molecule: messenger RNA, 974 nt
Organism: Moneuplotes crassus
Lineage: Eukaryota; Ciliophora; Spirotrichea; Euplotida; Euplotidae
Source: the annotation of a GenBank genome assembly
AAUAAUAACAAAAAUGGAAGAAGCUAUUGAUUUUUCCCCCUCUCAAAAUGAAACUUUUGCGAGCAUCCUAGGGUUCGCCCAGGAUAGAGACCAGGCUGGAGAAUAUACUGAUUAUAAUGGAGAAGAACUCUUCUCAACACCGAUAAGACAUAUGAAUAUUGGAGAUGAAGACUCUGAUGAUGAUAUUCCUGUUAACCUUGGUACUUCUUGUAUCAACCUUAACGGGGAUCAUAACCUUCCUAACAUGUCUCAGAGGGACCUUCUUGGCGAGCUUAACAUCUUACGCCCAAGAAAUGCCCAGGGACAAUUCAAGAGUCAUAUGGAUUGUCAAAUGAGAGAUGACCAAGACGAAUCAGAAUUUGGAAAGAAUUUCCAAUUAUCUGCUCCAGCAGGAGGAGCUCACACUGGGUAUGAUGAGGCUUACAAGAUUAUUUGCUCAGAUGCGAUUCCUACUCGAAUUCCAGGCCAGAACUGGAUACAAGAGGAACAGCCACAAAUGAAUGAGGUGAUGACUGGAGACAGAGAUUUGGUUGAUAUUUAUAGCCAGGACUGGAGAUCUCCAGAAAAUAUCUCAGUGGUGAAGAUUGAGGAAAAGGCAGCCACAGCUGCUGAUCGUUUCCUUGAUACUGCCAGGCAACAGACUGGCUUAUCAACAAUGAGAGACGAUCAUCUGGAUGGCCCAGUUUUCUCAAACUUCACCUCUGAAGAGGACGAAGUCGGUCAAUAUGUUGACUACAGCGUUUCCUCAGAUGAGUUUGAGUGUGAUGGAAAUUGUUAUACUUCACUCACAGACAACUCAAGAGAGUAAGCUAGUUGCUAUCUCUCGUAUCAUCCAUUCAAACUCUGUCCUCUCGAUCGGAAGCCUUUUAUGCGAAAGUUUCUCUGAAACAUGAAUUGAGGGGCUUCCAAGAUCGGUUUGAUGGUUGCAGAAAGAGUGGAAUGAUGCACCUCAACCAAUCAUUCAUUUACAAGUU